Messenger RNA from Silurus meridionalis, 4983 nucleotides. RefSeq names its product family with sequence similarity 168 member A (gene fam168a). The transcript has 9 exons. The coding region runs from base 268 to 939 and encodes 223 amino acids. The record is from RefSeq and is a predicted model, not a curated record. Gene Ontology annotation, biological process: positive regulation of base-excision repair. NCBI's taxonomy places the organism in Eukaryota, Metazoa, Chordata, Actinopteri, Siluriformes, Siluridae.
CAUGAGUGUGUGUAUGUGUGUGUGAAUGCUUUUCCGAUUCCAAACCGCCUGUAAAAAAAAAUCCCCCAAAAGAGAAGAAGAAAAAAACGAGCCGGAGGAAAAAUAGAAGAGAAAAAGGAAAGACGUUCAGACCAGGACUUAUACACCGAAAUCUGCCUCGAUCUGCUUAAUAUCUUAUAUUGGUCAACUAUAGCAACUGAGUGAACCUGCAAAAUUUGAUCGAUUUGCAUAUCCAUCCCUCCUUCAUUUGCCUUUGCUUCAGUGAGAAUGGCAGGCGGACCCCCCUCUGACAAAUACACUUUUCUCUACCCGACAGACAGCAGCCUGAAGAGCAAGAGCAGAGUAUCCAGUAUGAACCCUGUGUACAGUCCAGUGCAGCCUGGGACUCCUUAUGGAAACCCUAAAACCAUGGCAUACACAGGUUACCCAGCAGGCUAUCCUACUGCAGCACCUGCCUACACACCAAGUCUCUAUCAGACAGGUAGUCCAGGGUACCCUCCAGGAUACACUGCAGGGACUCCGUUCAAAGUUCCACCAUCCCAAUCGAAUGGAGCCCCACCACCAUAUUCCCCCUCUCCAAACACAUACCCCUCAGCCAUGUACCCCAUUCGCAGUGCCUAUCCCCAACAGAAUCUCUACACUCAGGGAGCCUAUUACACUCAGCCUGUGUACGCUGCACAGCCCCACGUUAUCCAUCACACCACAGUGGUGCAGCCCAACAGCAUCCCUUCUGCCCUAUACCCUGCCCCGGUGCCCCCUGUGACCCAGCGACCCAGCGCGCUCACCAUGGGCAUGGUGGCAGGAACCACUAUGGCUAUGUCUGCAGGAACACUUUUGACCACACCCCAGCACACUUCUCUUGGUCCACACCCAGUUACGGUGCCAACAUAUCGUCCGCAAGGAACGCCUGGCUACAGCUAUGUGCCACCUCAUUGGUAGAGCCCACUUGUCAAUCAUAUCUGGAGUUAAAUGUCGUAUGCAAAAUCCUCAAGUUUUACACGGGCUCUCUGUGAUCAGCAGCCGCGUCUGCCGGGACAGAAGAAAAAAGGGUCACUUUAUGCAUUCUUAUGUCUUAUUUUGUAAAAGCUGCUUUUAAUUUUUUUUGUUUUUAAUUAUAUUAAAUUUUUCCCCCGUAAUAAUUUCCUCUUGUAUUUUAGUUUUAGUAUUCCUGACCUAUUUUGUUGCAUUUGUUUUUUUUUGUUUUUGUUUUGUUUUGUUUUGUUUAAUUCGAUAAUUAUUAAGUCAACUCCUGCGGAAACUCCAGAAUGAUUUUGACCAAUUACGACUUUGAAACAAUGUGCUUUUUUAUGUUGUUGUUGUUGUUGUUUCCUGUUGUUGUUCCAUAUUUCCACCAAUGAGUGGGAAUGUACAUUGCACCAUGCUCAUCAUCAUGUCUGUCAUGCCAAAUAUUAUAAGGUUUAGAUAGUAGUGCAGGGUGUUUUUGUUUUUGUUUUUUUUUCUCCUUACAUUUGUGUAGAUUUGUAAUUUCUUUUUCCAGAUUCCCUUUUCAGAGGGGCUGAGACGGGUUUCUGCUUUCUUCGGGUUUUUCAUUUUACACAACUUUCCUUCACUUCAUCUUCUAGCAUUGAUAACAAGGGUGUCUUCCAGCUUGUAGCAGUUUAAUAGGUACAUUUGUAAGAAGUUUAACAGUGCGUAGGGCAGCUCUACGUCAUUCAAACCUUCAUUUAGGAUGUCGAGCGCUUACACUAAUCUCACUUAUUAACUUAGUGAAGGACUCAGAUUUCUUUAUUUAUUGGAUCAUCUGGAAAUAGAAUAAGUUUCUAAACUAUGACAUGCAUAUUAUAUUUCUAUAGAUGCAUGUGAUGUGCAGAGAUGCGUUUUGGCAGUGGCUUGCAGUUGCACAUACACACUGAAACAUCUGCCAACACACAGUGUCAGUGGAGGCAAGUGAUGUAAUAAAAUACAUUUUAAAAAGGCACUUAGGCUGAGGGAUUGGGGUCAGAUAUCAUCUUACAAAAAAUACGUGCCAAAACAGAGGACGUUUGGGACCAGACUGGGUCAUGGGUUAAUAUUCAUGAUUUCUGUAUUUUGGUAGAUCGUAUGUAUGAAACACAUUAAGUAAGCAAAAGAGGAAAAGCAAACAUGGCAGGAAAUCAAACAUCUCUUUAGCAGUAGCUUAAGGGAAGGUCCUUUUUGAACACCACAUGAGGGUUGCCGCAGGACAGUCGGCAGGAACAAAAGGAAAGUGUAGAAGAUUCUUAUAGUGAAACCAAAUGUGAGAUAUAUAUAUAUAUAUAUAUAUAUAUAUAUAUAUAUAUAUAUAUAUAUAUAUAUAUAUAUAUAUAUACACACAAUUUUACUAGUAAUACAUUUAGCUGUGAGUAAUUGUUACUGUUAUUGUAAAUUUGUCCCAUCUAUUUCUCCUCAGCAAGUAUGUGUGUGUAUAUGUGUGUGUGUGUGUGUAUGUAUAUAUAUAUAUAUAUAUAUAUAUAUAUAUAUAUAUAUAUACACACACACACACACACACAUCAUACUUAUUUUGCAUAGUGUACUCGCAUCAUGACAAAUUGAGUAUGCAAAUAAAAUAAAAUAAAAACAUUUUAAAAUAAGAUUUAAAAAAAAUUACUGAAGCCUAGUUAUUAUUCCUCACUAUAUUCCCAUUAAAUUGUGUUUUCUAGGCUAACUAGUAAAAUUCUGUUUCCUUUGCACUGGUCAUGCACCAGUUCCAAUUAGCAACCAGCUUGUGAUGUUCAAUAAUGAUCUGCUCUCGUCAUUUUGAGCUGAUGUCUGUGUUUUUGAAUUUGUGGUUGCGUUUUUGGUUUGUUCAUGUUUUGCAUUUACCACAGGGUUGUUGUUGUUUUUUUUAUCAUACGUUUUUCUGCAUUUGGAAUGAAGUGGUGAUGAUGAUAGUAAGCAGUAGCCCAGCAUUGACAUUACAAGGUGGAAAAAUAGUACCCCAGUUUAUUUUGUUUGUUGCAUGCACUCUUCAUUUUUUACAGUGUUAUUAUUCGAAUAAAUUUUAAUAUUAGCCUAUUUCUGUUGCUUUAAACAGUAUUCGUUUAACAAAUUGUUAAUAUAAGUCAAUAUUGUGACUAUUCAAUAUUGCAGGAAAAAAAAUGCUUUUUAAUUGUCAUUGUGCCAGAAUCAGAGAAUACAGUCUCUGUGUAUUGGCUGUAGGCCAUUGGAAAAGGUUUAAUUUGGGAAAUACAGAUGUCUUUUUUUUUUUUUUUUUUUUUUUUAAAUAGAAUCUCAAAUGAAUGGUCAAAAUAAUGAUCUUUUUAAAUGAUCUUAAUGUCACACUAAAUUUACAACCUCUGAGUUAUGUGCAUCUCAAUUUCUGACUUCCAACAAAAUGAAAGAGUAUGGCUCCAGACACUCAACAAUAAAUUUACUUUUAAAUUAAAUUAGGAUUUGCUUUAGCUCUAUCGACAUACAGACAUGACUCUAGAACACUGAGUUAUACAGUUUGCCUAUCACUAAUGUUAAGCUUUUUGUUAGUUUGUGAGGUUUUUCCUUUUUUUAAGAGAGCAAAGAAAAUAGGAUUAUUUUCUACUUUGAUCAAUUGACCUCAUUAUUACUGUAGGUAAGCAGCAACACUCGAAGUCAUGCCCACAUUUUUAACAUAUGGCCUUCAAGCCACACCCACUCAGGGUCAUUCAUAUUUUCUCAUGAACACACCACAUGCCAUAUAUGGACUCCCAUCUUACAGGCAAUCCAUUCUAAAUUGUAGUUGUGACUGAUCGCUUUGUCACUUUCUAGUGUGAACAUAGGCUAAGGAAAAGUAGGGCAUAAAAGAAUGGCAUUAAGGUGGCCAGUUGAGAAAUCCCUUCGUCCUUGUUGAACAUUUUGGUCAUGAGACCUUGCUGCACAUAUUUUAGAAGUAUUUGUUAAAUGCAAUAAGAAAAACUGCCUCGAUGUAUAACAGUAUUGCAAGACAGAGAAUAUCAUGAAUCCUAUUCCCUUGUAAUCUACGAAUGCACUACAGUACAUAUCAGUUAAUUUAUGAAGUAAUAUCAGCAUAUUGUCACAUAGUUAAAUAAUAAUCAAAUAUACGGUACACACUAUUUAAUGAUCUACUAAAGGAAGACAAGUAUAUACUACAGUACCCAUUAGGCUUGAUUAAGAAUGUGCCGAUAUUCUGUCUUGAAUCUUUUAGGGCAGCCUAUACAAAUAUUACCAUAGCAGUGUAUAUAUUCAAAAACUAUUUCCUGUAUCUUUCUCGUUGACUAGCAUGUCUUUUUUUUCCCUUGGAACUUAAGGAGAAAAUUCUCCCAAGAAAAAUCUCGAACAAACAGCCUUGUUAUGAGGGCAAGCUAGGUUAUAGUUAGCUGACUAACAUAGAUAGCUAACUUUGCAGUAUAUGGUCAGCUUUGAGAUAAUAUAGUUUAACUUCUUAAUUUUGAUCGCAGAGUCAGCACCUAGAAAUACACUCUCAGACGUGACAAUUUGGGAACAAGUUUCAUGUUGAGAAUACACAACCAUAGUAGCCACCUUUUAAUAGAAACGCAUCGAGAGCCUGUGUUGAAUAUUGUGGUUUAUCCUAUUAUUAUUUUAUUAUAAUUAUAAUUAUUAUUAUUAUCGGCACAUCCCUAGUCAUGGAGGUGAUAUUAUUCACAGUAAACAUAUUUAUCGUUUAGGCUACUCAAACACUACUUUAAAUAUAUUAAUCUGAAUAAGAAGUUUCACAGAAAUUUUAUGCAACAUAAUGGCACAGGCGGGUUCGAGCUCUUGAGGUCGGUUUUAGCAGAGCCGUGGAAAAAUAUUCCUUUAUCGAAAAGGAGAGAGUGAGAGGAUAAAUAACUUUUACAAUUCAUUUAUUUUUGCAAUUAAUUACUUAAUUGCAUGUAUGUACGGCAUAGAAAACCCCAUUUCAAAAACUUCUAAAGUCAGAAAUUGUCAGAGUACAAAAUUGGUGUUGGUGUUUCAUAUUGUUUUUUUUUUUUUUUUUUUUGGACAUUAUCCCUAUAACAACCAACAUUUGCCAUGUUAAGUCUAUUCACUGGCAAAAAUGUAAAAUAAAAA